AUGGAACGCGGCAACAACGACUACUAUCAUCCUGUAGAGAUUUCUACUUAUCAUCAAAAACAAUUUUUUGAACAAGAGGAGUCACGACAAUAUUAUCAUUCUCGGAUUUCAUCAUCACACUUUGAUUGUCAUUUAAAUAAUAAUUUUAAUAAUCAACAACCUCAACAAUAUUCGUAUCCUUCUCAAACACAAGAUUAUCAUUCUCAAUUAAAGUCGACAUUCGACGAUAACAUUUUAUCCGAGAAUUCGCAACACAUUCCAAUUUUUCAAUCAUCGUCACGAACCCAAAAUCAUCAUGCUCAAAUAAUUUCUUUCAAACGACAAAUGAUUACAAGUCCUAAUACUCCUCCUUUAACACCUCCCCGUCAUCAUCGUCCUUUCAAAAGACGUAGUUCUUCCACUUUGGUUAUUAAAAAAUCAGACGGUGCGAUGGUUAGUUUAUUGAACGAUGAUGAUGAGUCGACUUUAUCUCCGACUUCUUUGUUAUCUGAUGAUGAAUCAGUGUUUUCUUCAGUUUCUAGUUGUGGAUGUUCUGAUGAUGGUUUAGUUUCUCAUAUACAUUCACCGCAAAGACAACAACGUCUACCUUCUAAUCCUUCUCUUACAAAUGCUAAUGUAAACAAACGUAAAUAUAUUUGUCAGCAUCCUGAUUGCGGCAAAAGCUUUACAACUAGGAUACAUACAGGAGAGAAAAAUUUCUCUUGCUUAAUGCCAGGUUGUACAUCAAAAUUCUCUCGUCAAGAUAAUAUGAUGCAACAUUAUAGGACACACUUAUCUUCGAAAAGCCGACGUGGUUCAAAAGCUGGUAUUCAUACCCCUCCUCCACCACAAACUUCUUGUCCUGAUAUCGAUGAACCUCAAUCAAAGCGUGUUAGAUGUACGCCUACUCCACAUCAUUCUCCAAUGACUAACUUACCAUCAGUUAGAUCAAUAUUUCAAGAACCUAUUCAUUUACCACCUAUUAAUUCCAUGAUGUCAUCUUCUUUACCACAUUCUUCAUCACAUCAUCAUAUAAGAAGUGGUAGAAUAGAUAACAUAAACAAUUCUGUUGGGAUGACAAAUUACGUUAGCAUAAUGG
Molecule: messenger RNA, 1078 nt
Organism: Scutellospora calospora
Lineage: Eukaryota; Fungi; Glomeromycota; Glomeromycetes; Diversisporales; Gigasporaceae
Source: the annotation of a GenBank genome assembly